Molecule: messenger RNA, 1235 nt
Organism: Notodromas monacha
Lineage: Eukaryota; Metazoa; Arthropoda; Ostracoda; Podocopida; Cyprididae
Source: the annotation of a GenBank genome assembly
GAAGUUCUCCCCGCUUCUCAGGCUGGCUAAGUCUUCAUCGUAUCGCUGAAAAAAUAAAACACAGAUUACAUCCCUUUUAGAUCAAUUACUUUUACUUCCACUUACCCCUCGUUAUGAUCAAUGUACCUCAGGCUACAUGAAAUUGUAGCAAAACAUCAAUCAUGGAAGAUGUUCGAGGCGAUAAAAAUGACAAAUCUAAGCACGUCCUGGAUCUGACGCGGUACCCGAUACCGGCAGAGCGACCUUCAUUAGUUCAUCGCGGUUAUUGGAGGAGUCCAACGAACGCUGAUGCCCAUCAAGAAGGCCCUCUACGAAGCGCGAGGAAUCGAGAAAGCAUACUGCAGAGUUACACGAGCUACGGAUUCGCAGUGACUGGAAGGAACAACAAUAAUUCCACGAACGGCAAUGUAGUCGAGAAUGUUCCGCGAUCACCGCGAGACCGACAAAGACAAGAUUCAGGAGCUGGACAGGGCGGCGUUGAUGGAGCAGGGGUUGCUUCCUUGAGAUACAUUCUAAGUAGACCUGGCCGGUCUAUUCGAAGAAUCAGUCCAAUGGUACAAGCCCCAGGAGUGACACCUAGUGUAGAAGAGGACCGACGCGCAGCUCUGGAUAAUCUCACCCUCGAGAGUAGCCUGGAUGCGGAUUUCUACGAAAUAUUGUCUAAUCCCUCGAUUCCGAGUGCGAACGAUGGCGAAGAAGCAGAUGACGAAGCGGGAUCCACAACAACACCAGUGGUUAAUAGCCCAUCGGCGAUAGCCAACAGUUCCCAGCCGGCUCUGGCCUCGCAAACAACCGACAGCACGCAGUGGCAAAGCGAGGAAGCAGUUACCAGGAACAGGCUAUUGAGAUGGGCCGCUGCGUUGCCGCGACACGGCGUGGACGCUUUCACGAGUUUCCGCCCCUGGAGGCGUCCGUCAAUGAACGCCGGCGGCGGCGGAAGCAGCAGGGCGCCGACGAUGACGAAUAAUGCGACUUUCUCGGUUAUUGAUAGCAGUGACACGACGACGGCUGCCAGGGGUGAAGACCCCGACGACGUUUACAACGCGGCCAUUUACGAUGACAGCAGGGUCCGACGCGCCAGCAGGAGUCGGUCUUGUCGGCGAGAAAGAAGUCCUGCUGAUGCUGAUGACUCGUGAAAUCUGUGCUGAUGGAAAUACAAAUUUAAGAAUAAAACUUCUUGGAACCCCGGGCGGAAGUGUAUUUGUUAUUUAUAAUGGCGCAUUUCCGUGUUCCUU